AUGGCAUUGGAUGGCGUGACCCACCGGACGCUGGAAGUGAACGGCAUCAAGAUCCAUGUCGGCGAGAUCGGCAACGGUGCGGCCGGCACGGUCCUUCUCCUGCAUGGAUUCCUGGAGCUUUGGUGCUCGUGGCACCACCAGCUCCGAUUCCUCUCCGAGCGCGGCUACCGCUGCCUGGCCCCCGACCUCCGCGGCUAUGGCGACUCCGCCGCCCCGAUCUCCCCGUCGUCCUACAGUGCUUUCCACAUCGUAGGCGACCUGGUUGGACUCCUCGACGCCUUGUCCCUACCGCAGGUGUUUGUGGUGGGACAAGGCUGGGGAGCCCUGCUGGCGUGGAACCUCUGCAUGUUCCGCCCCGAGCGGGUGCGCGCGCUGGUCAACAUGAGCGUCGCCUUCAUGCCGCGCAACCCCUCCGUGAAGCCACUUGAGUUGUUUCGGCGGCUCUACGGCGACGGAUACUACCUCCUCCGGCUGCAGGAACACGGCGUCAUGGAGGCAGAGUUCGCGCAGAUGGACACCAAAUUCAUCUUUAAGAAGCUCCUGACGACUCGCGACACCGGCGCGAUCUCGCUGUCCAAAGAGUGGUGGGGCCCAAUGGACGAGGACAUUCCUUUGCCCCCGUGGGUAUCACAGGAUUACGUCGGCCAUCUCGCGGCCAAGUUCGACCAGACGGGGUUCUCCGGCGCCAUGAACUUCUACCGCUGCCUCGACCUGAACUGGGAGCUGACUGCGCCGUGGACUGCGGCCAAGGUGACGGUACCGACCAAGUUCAUGGCGGGGGAAUCGGCGAUGUCGUACAACUACACGGGGGUGCAGGAGUACAUACACAAGGGCGGCCUCAAGGGAGACGUGCCAGGGCUUGAGGAGGUGGUGGUAAUCGCCGGCGGUGCGCACUACAUCCACCUGGAGAAGGCAGAGGAGGUCAACGAGCACAUCUACGACUUCCUGAAAAAGUUCUGACGAAAGCGCAGCCUUGCGAGGUAUGGGGAUUAUUACUCCUGGUGAUCUACCGGGAUAGCUGUUUGCGCACAUGGAUGAUGGAAAUUCAAUAACAGUUCAUGUUUGAGUGUUUUCUCUUCACAAACUGAAAUAGAAAAUUGUGUUUUCUAAACAUAUGAUAAUUCGCACCAUAAUUCAUUUGGCAGGAAGGUUCUU
Molecule: messenger RNA, 1155 nt
Organism: Triticum dicoccoides
Lineage: Eukaryota; Viridiplantae; Streptophyta; Magnoliopsida; Poales; Poaceae
Product: epoxide hydrolase A-like
Exons: 2
Coding region: 1-960 (319 amino acids)
Molecular function (GO): catalytic activity
Source: RefSeq, a predicted model, not a curated record